Messenger RNA from Myxocyprinus asiaticus (Chinese sucker), 2879 nucleotides. Its product is annotated as UV-stimulated scaffold protein A. The record is from RefSeq and is a predicted model, not a curated record. Lineage: Eukaryota; Metazoa; Chordata; Actinopteri; Cypriniformes; Catostomidae. Gene Ontology annotation, biological process: transcription-coupled nucleotide-excision repair; response to UV. Bases 301 to 2481 code for a protein of 726 amino acids. The transcript has 14 exons. Gene Ontology annotation, molecular function: RNA polymerase II complex binding. Gene Ontology annotation, cellular component: chromosome.
AAUAAGCAUGCUUACACACACCCUACACAUAAAAACGAAAUUAUUUUAAUUAUUAUAGAAUUCACUUAACAAUUCCGUUGUUAUGUUUCAGUUCUAGAUCACUCAGUUUUCACGUGAGGGCGACUCUUAUUUUGAAAAUGCGAGAAUCGACGCCAUUGUUACGUGUUAUGAGUGUAGCUUUGUUUACAUUACUCAAACGGACGAGAUAGAAGCUAAGAUGAGGGGCUUUUAAUUCUAAACGGAAGCGUAACUGUAUUAAAAUAUCGCUGAAUAAUAGCUUUUCUUCAUUAUAGCAGCUGGAUGAGCAUCUUUUAUCAGGUUCCCAUCAGGAUGGACCAAACAACGCGGGAUAAGCUGUCAGAACUGGUUGAGGAGCUGACUACCUCUGGGGAACCACAGCUGAAUCAAGACAAAAUGAAGGAAGUGAAGAAAAUUUGCAAAGUUUCCAAUGACUACAUUGAUCAUUUCUACCACUUGAUCAUGACCCAACUAAACCAAGAUCACGCAGAGAUCCGUCUCUCAGCCUUCCAGAUGGUCAGUGAGGUGUUCAGCCGAUCACAUCACUUCAGAGUUCUCCUCAUCACCAACCUUCAGGAGUUCCUGGAACUCACUGUGGAAACAGACAUGGAACAGCCUCUGCCUCCACCCAAAGAGGUGGCGAGAAAACUCAGGACGCUUGCCAUCCAGACCGUACAGUCAUGGCACGCCAAGUAUGGAGAGGCAUAUAAGAAACUGUCUCUGGGAUAUCACUUUCUUAAACAGAUUAAAAAGGUAGAUUUUCAUGAUGUUGAAGCGAGAACACUUGCUGAGAGGAAGAGACAAGAGGAGAAACUGAAGAGAUUGGAAAGAAUUUAUAAAGACAAGCUCGACAAGGCCAAACAGGAGAUGGAAGAAAUGACCGCUGCUAUUGAGGAAAACUUGACUGAGAUGAACAACUGCAUAAAACUGCUCGCUCCUGAUGACUUGAACCUGUUUAAUGAGGAACCAGCAGCAGCUAGCGCCUCUACUGAAGCUGAGGACAUAUCUGACCAGCCCUGCUGCAGUAAAGACCUGAGCCAUGAGCAGAAUAGACAGAUGAUAGAAAAGAAGAAUGAGGAAGAGCAAAAAGACGAGUCUAGUGAUGAAAGUGACAUGGAGGAGGUUCCAGAUAAGGAUGCGUUUCUCCGCAGCACUGGUUUAAUGUCUCAUCGAUAUCAACUGGAGCUCAAUGUGUCUACAGAUUUAAAAGUGAGGGAGACGGAGGAGAAUGAGGCAUUAGUAAACACUGUGAGGGAUCUUCAUAGACUUGUCACAACCAGACACCUGCCUCUGGUGCAAGCUUGGAUCCAGGUUUUUACAAAGGUAGGCGUAGAGGAAGAACUGAUGCGAAGAGCCACUGAGUUGAAGAAAUCACUGGAGAACACCUUGAAAAAACAUGAACAUCUUAACUUAGACUACAAGGACAGAGAGAGAAGAGUGAUGAGAGCUCCUGAGGAUGGAGAAGAGGAUGAUGAUGAUUUUGAAGAGGUGCCGGAGAAGGAGGGCUACGAACCGCAUAUUCCUGAACAUCUGCGGGCAGAGUACGGUCUUGAUGAAGCUCCAUCAACAUCUACUUCUGUGGCCAAACCAAAGCCAUCAAAGCCUGCAGUCAGACCUGCAGUUCCUCCUGUGUCCUCCAGCCUCUCUCGACUCAAGAAGAUGCGUGAUGAAGAGGAGGACCCCACUUGUGCUGCCGCUACACUGCGUGUGCUCAAACAGAGGCUUCUUUCUGCCCCAUCCACAAGUGUAUUAGAUGAUUCUGCUGAGCCUGCCGGUAGCAGUGCUGAUCAGGGGGACAUGAACAAGGAUAAAGCCCCAGUGGUUCCGUUUGGUAUGGAUCUUUACUACUGGGGAGAGGAGCAGCCCACUGCUGGCAUGAUCAUCAAAAACACCUCCCAGCACCAGUUCUGGGUGCCUCAUGAGGUGGAAGAGGAAGUGGAGAACAAGGAGCUGUCUGCACAGAUGAAGUCUAGAUAUAUCACAUUCGCUGGGAAGUUUAAACCUGUGGAGCACAAGUGCAAAGCGCCAAUGCCAAAUGGAUCUCUGUGUGAGCGUCAGGACAGAGUAAAGUGCCCAUUCCAUGGAUGCAUUAUCCCUCGGGACGAGCUAGGCCGGCCGAUUAACCCAGAAGAUGCAUUGCGAUUAGAGAAAGAAAAGAGAAAACGCGAGGAGGAGCAGCCAGAUUGGCGAGACCCUGAACUCAUGAGGGAGAUUGAGGCAGCGACUGGAGAAGAUCUGGGUUCCUCAAAGACGUACGGGAAGGGAAAAAAGGGAAACAAAGGGAAAAAAAAGAAGUACCCAAACCUUACAGACUUGAAGCAAAAUGCCAACACAUCACGUGCCAGACUAGAGAAGAAAGUCUUCAACAAGAGCUCCGUGAGACGAGUAACAGAGGUCAUGAAUAAGAUGGACAAGCGGAAACAUGACAAAUUUUCAAAUCAGUUCAACUAUGCAUUGAAUUAGAGACAGCCUCACCUCCACAUGCCGGUGUUUGGAUUUUACCUCAGUAAAUGAAGUGCAGCUCCCAGCAACAAAGCCUUAAAUAAAGUUGAAUAACCUUUGAUCAAUAUAAACACUGCAGAUUAUCAUUUUAAAAUGCCUGUUGUUGUAUUAAAUUAUUAUUAUUAUUAUUAUUAUUAUUAUAUAUUUUUUUGCAUCUGUAUGGUAAACAACUAAUUUCAAGUUGGUAAAUUAUAUAUUUUACAUCUUCAAUCCAAUGUAUUUUUUCCCCGCAAUUUUUGUCAUUAUUUGCUUUGUUCAUUAUUGUAUUUAUGUGAUUCAGAUUUUUAAAUAUUACUGUACUUUUGCCUAAAUGUUUUGUCAAUGUAUGCAAAUAUAAUUUGAAUAUUCUGAAUGUUGAU